AUGAAGAUUGGCGACGCACAACGGCGUCCCAUCGCCAUCGAUCUUUUCGCUGGCGUAGGCGGCAUGAGCCUUGGGCUCGAACAGGCUGGAUUUGACGUAGUUGGUGGGGUCGACAUCGUGCCCCAGCAUUGCUGCGCAUACCGCUACAACUUUCCGCAGGCCAAAACACUGUGUGCUGACAUCUCCAGCCUUACCGGAAAGGAUCUGCUCGCCUUCUUUGGCCUCGAUGGCCACGAUGUCGAUCUACUAGCUGGUGGCACCCCCUGCCAAGGUUUCUCGCUUGUCGGCAAGCGGAUGCUCGACGACACGCGCAACGUACUGGUGAGGGACUACUGCCGUUUGGUUGGUGAAAUCAGACCUCGCUACGCCCUGCUGGAGAACGUCGCAGCCAUGUCCCAAGGCGUCCAGAAGGUGUACCUCCACGAGCUCGUGGCUGAGUUGCGAGGGUUCGGAUAUGCAGUCUUUGAGCCCAUUCAGAUGAUCGAUGCUCAAGACCUGGGAGUUGCCCAACGACGCAAGCGAAUUUUCAUCUUGGCCGCCCGCUCGGAUCAGCUUCUUCCAUUUCCAGUCAAGCUCAGUGCCGCAAGGACAACUGUUGGGCAAGCUCUUAUGGGCCUGCCUGAUGCCGAUCGAUUCACAGAGCUCCUGGUGAGCGAUGAAAUCCGCCUCGAAGGCGAAGAGCUCUCCAGUUACUUGGCACAUCUGCCGCGCAGUGCAGGAGACGACCUCUCGCAACCCAGAAUUUGGGACAGAGAGCUGCUGACCGGAUCGAUGCGAACUCAGAACGAUGACGCAACACUCCUUGCCUUUUCACAAAAGACAGUUGGCACAACAUCAGCGUUUGAUGGUGUCGGCCGCCUUGACGCCAAAGCUGUAGCCCCGACUCUGCUGAGC
Ostrinia furnacalis (Asian corn borer) is the source of this 894-nucleotide messenger RNA. Its product is annotated as modification methylase XorII-like. The annotation marks the transcript as partial. Gene Ontology annotation, molecular function: methyltransferase activity. The record is from RefSeq and is a predicted model, not a curated record. The transcript has a single exon. NCBI's taxonomy places the organism in Eukaryota, Metazoa, Arthropoda, Insecta, Lepidoptera, Crambidae.